Capronia epimyces CBS 606.96 is the source of this 1725-nucleotide messenger RNA. RefSeq lists its product as uncharacterized. The transcript is spliced from 2 exons. Bases 1 to 1725 code for a protein of 574 amino acids. Lineage: Eukaryota; Fungi; Ascomycota; Eurotiomycetes; Chaetothyriales; Herpotrichiellaceae. The record is from RefSeq and is a predicted model, not a curated record.
AUGGCUGCGAUGAUGGCUGCAGUCCCAUUUGACAAUCUCUACGUGGAGGGGGUUCCUGAAGACGCACAUUCGUUACUAGAAGCCUCGAUCGAAGAUUUCGAAGAACAAGAACGACGCUCGCCCCUCCUUUCCGGCUUCAGAUCAGAUCACGGAGACAGCGAGGUCGACGACCGGUCGAGCACGGGGCUACCAUGGUCUCCUCCGGGGUUCAAGAUCCGCAAUGCGAACGCGAGUGGAUGGUUCAGACAUGAUCCGUAUGCAAAAUAUGAUUUGCGACCGUCGAUGAGCCCAUCGAGAUCAAGACAGACAAGCCCAGAAGUAUAUCUAGAUGCCACAGAAGGAGACCCAGACAUUACGGUGGCUGUCAAUACACCCCUGCCUUCGGGCACAGACUCACCGGUACGGGAGCGCUCCCCAGAGGCAGAACCUCAACAUGAUGUGAAGAUUGGAGACUAUGGCCCGGAAGAGCCUGUCUCUCAGGAGAGCCCAAACAACUAUAUUCGAUUACAACUCCGAGCGGAAGUGCAACACCGGGAACCUUUCGUCACCUUUUUCAACUUUGUUCACCGCAAAUUCGAUGUUAUGACCCGGACAAAAUCAAGCACGCUCUUUUCUCUUCUAACGACUCUUCUCUUCGCAUCGCUUUUACGCAUUAUUCUCAUUCCCCCCAUUUCUCCUCCUGUCCCCGACCUGGUUAAGGUGUCGACCCUGGCCAAAUCGUUCGAGCCAUUAAUUUUCUAUUCGGAGAAUGGCUACGCUCAAAUCACGGCGCUGCAAGAAACAAGCGUGGCAGUUUGGGACCUUGGAGAGUCAGUCAGGAGUGCUAACAUGACUUCGGCGCCGCUUAUUGUACGCUCUUUGGAUGAAUUGUCCGACAGCCUGAAGUCUCUGGGACUAGAAUUGACACGCUUCUUCGCCGAUGUCGACUCGGACGUGGAUAGUAUUCUCCUUGUGAUGGAUUGGGCCAAACGAGAGCUGCAAGGCCUCACAUCGACUCAAGGCGGUUCGUUUUCCGGGGUGGUCUUUGAUCACUUGCACGGCCUUUUGAAUCGGGGAGGACUAUUGGAAACAUCCACGGGACCGACCGCACUAGGAAAGGUGCUUACAGAUGUCUUUGGCGCCAGUUCGCCGCAGAAAACGAGAGCAACACUGACGAGGACCUUCCAUGAGUUCGUCAAUGUGCUUGAGGAAUCUAUCAACAGUGAAUUGACCCACUCAGCGGCAUUGUUCGCUCUGUUCGAAUCCAUCGACCGGCAAUUUUUGAACCUGCAGCGAACCGUGGUCAGAGAGACAGAUACACAGGAGAGACUCGAGAAUGAUCUGCUAUCGUCCCUGUGGACUCGAGUGAUUGGUCCAAAUGCGGCGAUGUUGAGGAAGUACGAGAAAAACAAACAACUGUUAUCCAGCGUGCGAUCCAGGACCGUCAACAACAAGCACCUACUGAUGGAGCAUCAUGGCCGGUUGCAGACACUCAAAGUCAACCUGGAAACGCUCCGGAGGAAAUUGGUGAGCCCGCUGGUCAGAAGAAAUGACUCGGUCAGCAUUGAUAACGCGAGUGUGGUUGAGCACCAGAUUAGGGGACUGGAAGGAACUUAUGAUUAUCUCAGGGGCGUGCGCGAGAGACAGAAGAGCAAACUCAUGGAAAUGGUUUAUGGAGCAAAGUCUGGACGGGCCCGCCUUGUGGGGGUGGGCGGUGGCCUGGAUGGCAUGGCUCUUGAUGGUUGA